UCGGUCCUGUCUUGUGAGAGAAAACUGAUGUUGUUGACGCUUCAAAGAGACGACAAUGGCCACCGAAGUGAGGCAGGAGCUUGCACAGCUGAUGAAUUCAAGUGGAUCUCAUAAAGAUCUCGCUGCCAAAUAUCGACAAAUUUUGGAAAAGGCCAUUCAGUUUACAGAUGCAGAUCAACUGGAAUCCUUGAAGGCCUUUGUUGAAGCAAUGGUCAAUGAAAAUGUCAGUCUUGUCAUCUCACGACAACUACUGACUGACUUCUGCACACAUCUGCCUAACCUGCCAGAUGCAACAGCUAAAGCAGUGUAUCACUUCACCUUGGAAAAGAUCCAGCCAAGGGUCAUCUCCUUUGAGGAACAGGUUGCCUCAAUCAGACAACACUUAGCAACCAUUUAUGAAAAGGAAGGCGACUGGAGAAAUGCUGCCCAGGUUUUAGUUGGUAUUCCCUUGGAAACCGGACAGAAGCAAUACAAUGUUGAUUAUAAGUUGGAUACAUACCUGAAAAUCGCCCGUCUAUACUUGGAAGAUGAUGAUCCAGUACAGGCUGAGGCUUACAUUAACAGAGCCUCAUUGCUUCAGAAUGAGUCCUCAAAUGAACAGCUGCAGAUCCACUACAAGGUGUGCUAUGCCAGAGUUCUAGACUUCAGAAGGAAGUUUAUUGAAGCUGCACAAAGAUACAACGAGCUGUCUUACAAGUCAAUUGUCCAUGAGAGUGAACGUUUGGAAGCACUGAAACAUGCCCUUAACUGCACCAUACUGGCCUCUGCAGGCCAGCAGAGGUCUCGUAUGUUAGCCACCCUUUUUAAAGAUGAGCGCUGUCAGCAGUUGGCUGCCUACGGUAUUCUGGAAAAGAUGUACCUGGACCGUAUCAUCAGAGGAAACCAGCUUCAGGAAUUUGCUGCCAUGCUGAUGCCACACCAAAAGGCCACCACAGCAGAUGGCUCCAGCAUCCUAGACAGAGCUGUGAUUGAACACAACCUGCUGUCUGCGAGUAAACUGUAUAACAACAUCACUUUUGAGGAACUAGGGGCAUUGUUGGAAAUCCCACCGGCAAAGGCUGAGAAGAUCGCCUCCCAGAUGAUCACUGAGGGACGCAUGAAUGGCUUCAUUGACCAGAUAGAUGGCAUUGUACACUUUGAGACUCGUGAACCCCUCCCAACCUGGGACAAACAGAUCCAGUCUCUGUGUUUCCAAGUCAACAACCUUCUAGAAAAGAUCCGACAGGCCGCUCCAGAGUGGGCUGCACAGGCCAUGGAAGCCCAGAUGACCCAGUAAAAUAUCCUCUUCAAAAUAUUCCCCACGCCACACCCUUGGCUCAUCCUAAAAUUUUGUCUUCCUGCUAGAUAAUAUCACUGCUUUAGGCUCAGAAAUGGAAGCACCCAAGGGAAACCCUUCUGGUUUUGCCAUCACUCGUUACAGAUGUUUCUCUUUUUGUUAAAUGUUCAGAGAGCACAGUUUUAGUACUUUUUUCUCCAUUAAAUAGGAUUCAGGGUUUUUCAAAGCUUCUGUCUGGCAUACAUAUGAUCACAACAACAGUAAGCGUAACCUGACCUGUAGGUGUGGCUGUGUUCACCUCCUGACUCACAUGGCAUGAGAAGAAAACACCACAUGAUAAUUUAUAAACUUAACAGAAUCCAAAAAGAGGUCAAAUGUGUACAUCUGGUCUAUUUAAGCCUUUUCAUUUCCACACACUGUCCUGAUUUUAACUUAAAAAUGGUGAUACAACUCUAUCUGUCAAGUGGUUCUCGAUUUAUUGCUUCAUGUAAACCUUAUGGCUCACACUUAUGAAAUUUCAGCAAAGAGAAUUAAAUUCAAAGCUGAGACAAGAAA
Molecule: messenger RNA, 1831 nt
Organism: Sphaeramia orbicularis (orbiculate cardinalfish)
Lineage: Eukaryota; Metazoa; Chordata; Actinopteri; Kurtiformes; Apogonidae
Gene: cops4
Product: COP9 constitutive photomorphogenic homolog subunit 4 (Arabidopsis)
Exons: 10
Coding region: 56-1276 (406 amino acids)
Cellular component (GO): cytosol; COP9 signalosome
Source: RefSeq, a predicted model, not a curated record